Molecule: messenger RNA, 930 nt
Organism: Musca vetustissima
Lineage: Eukaryota; Metazoa; Arthropoda; Insecta; Diptera; Muscidae
Exons: 3
Coding region: 1-930 (309 amino acids)
Molecular function (GO): protein binding
Source: RefSeq, a predicted model, not a curated record
AUGGAAAAUUUAAACGCUGCCGAAGAUAAUCCCUCAAUAAACAUCAGUUUGCCCGACAAAUUGGAGUCAAAAAUGAAUCAAGCAUUUUCAGUGGAUUGUCAAUUUAUUGUCGGUGAAAAUCUGGGAAAGCCAAAAACUAUAUUCGGCCAUAAAUUAAUCUUCGCCUUGAACUCGGAAGUGUUUGAAUCAAUGUUUUCUGGUAAUUUCAUGGAAGCAAAAUUUACCAGAAUCCCAUUGCCAGACGAUGAUCCAAAUGCAUUUCGCAACUUACGCAUAAUCUUGUAUAAUCUCCGUGAUGCCUCUCAGGAAGUUGAGGAACUAAAUGUUAGCGAUACGAUCAGUUUGUAUAAACUUUGUGAUAAAUAUAUGUUCACGACAAUAGCUAAGUUAUGCAGAGAACACUUGAAGAAAUUAAUUGAAAAGUCUAACCAUGAUGAUGCGUUAAAAAUUUUCGAUGCCACUGUGGCAUUUUCGAAUUUGAAGCUAUUAGAACCUAUUAAAACUAAAUUACUAGCAAAUGAUUAUUCUACAUCGCUACCUACACUUUACGAAUUGGAUUAUGUUUCGUUUAUGAAAUAUAUCGAAUUAAAAAUAGAAUGCAAUCUCUCAAACCACAUGCCAAUAUUUGAUGCAAUAGAAAAAUAUAUAUUGGAUAAUAAUUUAAUACCGCAGCAGUUACGUGCAACGGACAAGUCAACAAAGAAAAUUGGGAGAACCACCGCUACUACAUUUGGGCAAGAGGAUGUUGUUCUGCUUAGCGAUGAGAGAUCAAUGGAAUUAAUGGAAAAGUUGUUGUCUUAUGUGGAUUUUGCUAAAAUUACAAUUGAAGAUUUCAUUUCCGGGCCUGGUACUUCAAACAUACUUACCUGGAAACAAAAAUAUACGCUUUUAUCAGAAUUAAAUGCUGUUGACUUAUGUGGAUUUUGCUAA